Molecule: messenger RNA, 2937 nt
Organism: Belonocnema kinseyi
Lineage: Eukaryota; Metazoa; Arthropoda; Insecta; Hymenoptera; Cynipidae
Product: neprilysin-2-like
Exons: 12
Biological process (GO): protein processing
Cellular component (GO): plasma membrane
Molecular function (GO): metalloendopeptidase activity
Source: RefSeq, a predicted model, not a curated record
AUGAGGAAAGCCAUUGAUUUUCUGCUGAUAACAUCAGUAGUUCACUUUUAUUCUUUUGUUUGCGUCAAAGCCACACCAGAUUUCGGAUUCCAGCCGGCUUCAUUACCGUCAAUAACUCCUGCCAGUACAGGUAUCGUCAAAACACCUAAUUCUGGAGGACAACAAGCUUCAUCGCUAGCAUCACUUCCUGCCAGUACAGCUAACAUCAAAGCCACACCACUUCCCGGAGUCCAACAGGCCACGCCACUUGCCGGAGUCCAGCACGGUCCACAUCUACCACCUGCCACUGUAGUUUACCGUUCAAAGGAACAGCUCAAGGGUGUCUACUACCAAGCAGGAAAACAUAAUCGCAUAAUUAAAAUAAAAAAAGAAUUAAGUUCACAAAUCGAUAGUGAUCAUAGAACAGGUGUAUCUACUUUUAUUGGCCGAACUUCUUCUAAAAGACCUCAUUCUCCUGAGAGCUCUAAUUCUCUUGUUAGACCUCAUUCUAGUGUCGGGCAUCCUACACCAUUUGAACUUCAUCUUUCUGCCGAACUUCCUUCCACCUCCAAAAUUCAUGCCCCUGUAGAACUUAGUCCACCUUUCAGACUUAAUCAACCCUGCAAACUUAAUGCACCCUUCAGACUUCAUCCUUUUUUCGGACUUCAUCCUCCUUCUGGAUCUCCCAGUCAGCACCAACUAUCAAAAAUAGGACUAAAAAUGUACUAUUUUCCUGCCAAUAAAACGCUUCGAACGAAGAAAUCACAUAAAGUCUUUGAGACUAUUAUGCCAAACAAAGUUUAUACUGUAAUAGCAACAUUCGAUGGAAAAGUCCUUGGCCUAGUGGACGAAAAGGGUGUUUGUCGUGGAAUAUAUAAUAAUCGCCAAAGACGAGUGACAGUGAACAUGAUAACUCAGGUUGUUAAGUUUAUUACCAAAGAAGAAAUGGAUUAUUGGCCAGUAGGAGUAGAAACAGAACCAAUUUCCAAUGACAUCUGCAUAACUCCAUCAUGCCAAGAAGCAGCCAUUCAGAUCCAGAAAGAUAUGGACCCCACGGUAUCACCAUGCGAUAACUUUUAUGAAUUCGCCUGUGGAAACUUUUUGAAGACUACAGUAAUUCCUAAAGAUGAUGCAAUUGCAGACAAAUUCAAUCUGGUGAUUAAAGAACUUGAACCGAAAUUAAGGAAUGUUAUCGGAGAGGAAAUUAAAGACAAUGAACCAAAAGCAUUUGUAGUUGCAAAGAACUUUUAUCAAGCUUGUAUGAACAAAGCUACCAUUAAUGCCAAGGGUUUAAGCCCAGCGAUCGACACCUUAAAGCAAUUAGGAGGUUGGCCAGUCAUCGAAGGUGAGAACUGGCUAGAUGAAGACUUUGAAUGGAAAGUAUCAGUCUACAAAUUCAGAAAAGUAGGAUUUUCAGUUAAUUACUUCAUUCACUUUGAUGUUGUGGAAGAUCCGAAGAACAGUACGAAACGAAUAAUUGAAAUUGACCAAGCAUCUCUCGGCCUGCCUCGUGAAUAUUUAAUAAAAGGUUUAAGUGAUAAGAUCGUCAGUGCGUACUAUAGUUACAUGGUCGAUAUAGCGGUUAUUUUUGGUGCUAACCGAACAGAUGCCGAAACUGAAUUGACUGAAUCACUCGAAUUCGAAAUGAAACUCGCCAAUAUAUCUCUUCCAAAGGAAGAACGACGAAACCAUACUGCUCUCUACAAUCCAAUAACUGUGAAAGAGCUCACUGAGAAUUAUAUGUCUAUUCCUUGGAAGGAAUACAUUAACAAUAUUCUUAAGCCAAACGUCGAGGUUGGUGAAGACGAAUUGGUGACACUAAAUGUACCAUCCUACUUGAAGGAAUUCGAAAAGCUGAUAAAGAAAAUCCCAAAGAGGGUUCAAGCCAAUUAUAUUAUGUGGAGAGUCGCUAGUGAAAUGAUCAAUUAUCUCAGCGAUGAUAUUCGUAGGCGAGAAUUAAAGUACUUAACCGAGAUCAGUGGCAAAGCUGAAAGGAAAACUAGAUGGAGGGAGUGCAUAGAUCAAAAAGAUCUAACCUAUGGAACUCUAGGAUUGAGCGUCGGUGCACUCUAUGUCAGGAAAUAUUUCAUUGAAGAUUCCAAGAAAAGUGUAGUCGAGAUGGUCACCGAUAUUCGCCAGGAGACGUCUAAAGUUCUUCAAUCGGUAGAGUGGAUGGACGAGAAAACAAAGGAGAGUGCUUUAGAAAAAGCUGACUCCAUGGGCAUUCAUAUUGCCUAUCCAGAUGAACUUCUAGACGACAAGAAACUUGAAAAAUUCUACGAAAAUUUGGAAAUUAAUCCGGAUGAUUAUCUUCAAGCCAUUUUGAAUCUGACUCUUUUCGAAACUGAAUAUACCUUCGGGCAGUUACGGAAACCUGUAAACAAAUCGGACUGGAUCACUCAUGCUAAAGCUGCCAUCGUGAAUGCCUACUAUUCUCCAUUCGAGAAUAGUAUUCAAUUGCCGGCCGGAAUUUUACAGGCCGCUUUCUUCAAUAAUGACAGACCUCGAUACAUGAACUACGGUGCGAUUGGCUUUUUUAUUGGACACGAAUUAACUCACGGUUUCGAUGAUAGGGGUCGUCAGUUUGACAAGGAUGGAAACCUCGUAGAUUGGUGGGAACCAGCAACCAAAACGAAAUACCUUGAAAAAGCUAAGUGUAUCAUUGAACAGUAUGGAAAUUAUACUGCUGAAGAAGUAGGUUUGAACGUAGGUUUCAAUUACCUGAAAUUCUAGAGUUUGGAAUUCAUAAUUACGUAUGAAUUUUGGAUCAGUGCAGCUCAAGCUUGGUGUAGCAAAUACAGACCAGAGAUUUUGAAACGAAUCAUCAUAACUAAUCUUCACAGUCCAUCAGAAUUCAGAGUCCAAGGCCCAUUCUCCAACAGGCCCGAAUUUUCGAAAGACUUUAACUGCUCUGCAGAUGCCAAGAUGAAUCCUAAGAAUAAAUGUUCUGUUUGGUAA